AAGGAGGGAAAGGUGGAUGGAAGAAUCAAUGGUCGGGAGAGAAGGAUGGAUUUAUUGAAGAGGUGGACCAGCGAACAAAAGAAGGGCCUUGCCGUUCGUGAGGCACCUGCAGAGGGGAGAGAACUUUUUGAAGCUUUGAAAGACAUCGAAGACCAUUUCUUCAGGGAUUAUAAUUCUGGAAAAGAGGUGACCAGAAUGUUGGAAGCUAAUAAAAUCCAAGAAGAAUGGAAGUCAUUGGAGGAGGAAUUGCCACCACCCAAACCUCCAGACCUGAGUUGGAGGGCAGUUGCUAGAGGGUUCCAUUCAUAUGAGUACACGAUGAUGAAGAGGAGCCAUGAGAUCAAGCCUCCCGUUUCCAACCUUGAGGACAAGGUUGUUCGGCAGCGGGGUGUAAUGUUAGGGAUGGAGAGUUUAGAGUGAAGGAAUAAAACAUUAAAUGCCCAACUGCCUUAACUGCCUUAGCAGUUAGGAAGAGCGGGGUUAUUGGUUGUAUAAAUAGCAAAUAAUCAAUUGUAGUGGGGGGUCGAUUGUUUGAUUGUAGUCUAACAGGGUUUGUCAUCCUGAGGAGGGAGGUUAGGCUCUCUAGAGGGAGGUUAUGCUCCCAAACUCAGUCCUUGUAAAGAGAUUCGUUUACGGUGAAUAAUAGCAAAACUCAUUCUUUCAUUUCUGUUUCUAUCUUUUGAG
Molecule: messenger RNA, 684 nt
Organism: Vigna umbellata (rice bean)
Lineage: Eukaryota; Viridiplantae; Streptophyta; Magnoliopsida; Fabales; Fabaceae
Source: RefSeq, a predicted model, not a curated record